Messenger RNA from Lolium rigidum, 928 nucleotides. RefSeq names its product aluminum-activated malate transporter 1-like. Gene Ontology annotation, biological process: malate transport. The transcript is spliced from 4 exons. Bases 1 to 738 code for a protein of 245 amino acids. Gene Ontology annotation, cellular component: plant-type vacuole membrane. NCBI's taxonomy places the organism in Eukaryota, Viridiplantae, Streptophyta, Magnoliopsida, Poales, Poaceae. The record is from RefSeq and is a predicted model, not a curated record.
AUGGCUCAUGAGAUCCCGCUGAUCCUCAACCUCCCCAUGCUUGGUGAUCAAGCGGGGAAUUGCGCAUUUCCAACCCCUCCCAUUGGAAAUGGCAUGAAAGAAUGGAAUCCGAAUGCUUUGGCAAAAGCACAGGCACAGAUAAGUUGGAAGGAAAAUAUUUCCUUCAAGAAUACAAGAAGCACCUUUGCGAAAUGGGAGCCUCGUCAUGGGAAAUUCAGAUUUCGACACCCAUGGAGCCAAUACCAGAAGCUCGGAACUCUGUGUCGGCAAUGCGCAUCAUCCAUGGAGGCUCUUGCUUCAUAUGUCAUCACGACCACAAAAACUCAGUACCCUGCAGCUGCCAGCCCAGAUCUGUCCUAUAAGGUUCGAAAAACAUGCGGCGAAAUGAGCUUGCAUUCCGCCAAGGCGCUCAGGCAGCUCGCGACGGCAACUGAAACCAUGACCGUGCCUCCUCCGGCGAACCUCGCCGUGUCCGCAGCCAUGAAAGCAGCGGAAGGCCUCAGACUCGAGCUUGCAGAGAACGCGACUAUGCUGCAGGUGAUGCACGUUGCCGUCACCGCGUCGCUUCUCGCGGACUUGGUUGCUCAGGUGAAGGAAAUGGCGGACUGCGUGGAUGUCCUGGCAAGAGAAGCACACUUCAAGAACCCUAAGGACGAACGGAGAGACGUCGCCGUGGAUACCUUGAGUCGAGGGAGAAGCGGUCCUUUGCCGGACGUUGUUGUUCAGUGUCCAGAGUAAACCCGUGUCUCGAGAGCAUCGGUAAGAGAUGAUAUGGAUAUAUGGUGCAGAUCAAAGUGGUACUAUAGAAGUAUGUACUACUACUACAUCUACAUCUAGUGUCUAAUUUCUUCGAACUUUCCUUAUACAGUGAAGUAAACCAUGAAUCUAUGAUGCUGAACUCUGGUAAGUAUGAAACGCUGAACUCCUC